GGGCGUGGCUACUCGCUAUAUCCCUUAGCCCCGCCCCAUUCCCGUUGGUCCCGCCCCUUUGAGCUGUAACAGGCGGUGUCGCCCUUCGGUCCUGUAAGUUCCUCUGGGCAGAGCGCCCUGCAGUCUUUCGCAGAAAGCGGUCCGGGCGGAAAGCGGUCCGAUGGCUGCGACGCGGGCAGGGCCCCGCGCCUGCGAGAUCUUCACCUCGCUGGAGUACGGACCGGUGCCGGAAAGCCACGCAUGCGCACUGGCCUGGCUGGACACCCAGGACCGGUGCUUGGGCCACUAUGUAAAUGGGAAGUGGUUAAAGCCUGAACACAGGAACUCAGUGCCUUGCCAGGACCCCAUCACAGGAGAGAACUUGGCCAGUUGCCUCCAGGCACAGACAGAGGAUGUGGCUGCAGCCACAGAGGCAGCCAAGACCGCAUUUGAGAACUGGAGCCAACUCCCUGGAGCCAUCCGGGCCCAGUACCUGACCAGCCUGGCCAAGACGAUCCAGAAGCACCAGCGGCUGCUGUGGACCCUGGAGUCCCUGGUUACCGGGCGGGCCGUUCGAGAAGUUCGAGACAGGGAGGUCCCCCUGGCCCAGCAGCUGCUUCACUACCAUGCAGUCCAGGCAUACACCCAGGGGGAGGCACUGGCAGGCUGGGAGCCCAUGGGAGUGAUCGGCCUCAUCCUGCCACCCACGUUCUCUUUCCUUGAAAUGAUGUGGAGGAUCUGCCCUGCCCUGGCUGUGGGCUGCACCGUGGUGGCCCUCGUGCCCCCAGCCUCCCCGACACCCCUCCUUCUGGCCCAGCUGGCAGGGGAGCUAGGCUCAUUCCCAGGAAUCCUCAACGUGAUCAGUGGCCCUGCCACCCUGGGGCCUGUCCUGGCCUCCCAGCCUGGAAUCCAGAAGGUGGCCUUCUGUGGAGCUCUUGAGGAAGGACGUGCCCUUCGGCGGACCCUGAUGGGCCAGUGGGCUGAGCUGGGCCUGGCACUGGGCGUGGAGUCUCUGCUGCUGCUGACUGACACGGCGGACGUGGACUCGGCCAUGGAGGGUGUUGUGGACGCAGCCUGGUCCGACCGCAACCCGGGCGGCCUCAGGCUCCUCAUCCAGGAGUCUGUGUGGGAUGAAACCUUGAGGCGGCUCCAGGCGCGGAUGGGGCGUCUUCGAUGUGGCCGAGGGCUGGAUGGAGCCGUGGACAUGGGGGCCCGUGGGGCUGCCGCACGUGACCUGGCCCAGCGCUUUGUGCAUGAGGCCCAGAGCCAGGGUGCACAGGUGUUCCAGGCUGGUGAUGUGCCCUCAGAGAGCCCAUUCUACCCCCCAACCUUGGUCUCUCAGCUGCCCCCAGCCUCCCCAUGUUCCCAGGCAGAGGUGCCGUGGCCUGUGGUCGUGGCCUCCCCUUUCCGCACAGCCAAGGAGGCACUGGCCUUAGCCAAUGGGAUACCCCGGGGGGGCAGCGCCAGUGUGUGGAGCGAGCGGCUGGGACAGGCAUUGGAACUGGGCUACGGCCUCCGGGUAGGCACAGUCUGGAUCAAUGCCCAUGGCCUCAGAGACCCUGCAGUGCCCACAGGCGGCUGUAAGGAGAGCGGGUCUUCCUGGCAUGGGGGCCCCGAUGGGCUUUACGAGUAUCUGCGGCCCUCAGGCACCCCUGCCCAGCAGUCCUGCUUUUCUAAGAACUUCAACUAUGACACCUUUGGCCUUACUGUGUCCCCAACCCUGCCAGCUGGGCCUGAAAUAGGGCCCAGCCCAGCACUCCCCUAUGGACUCUUCGUGGGAGGCCGUUUCCAGGCCCCUGGCGCCCGGAGCUCCAGGCCCAUCCAGGAUUCCCUGGGGAAGCUCCAUGGCUACGUGGCUGAGGGCGGACCCAAGGACAUCCGAGGUGCUGUGGAGGCCGCUCACCAGGCUGCCCCUGGCUGGGCGGGUCAGUCGCCAGGAGCCCGGGCAGCCCUGCUGUGGGCCCUGGCAGCCGCGCUGGACCGUCGGAAGUCCACCCUGGCCUCGAGGCUGGAGAGGCAGGGAGUGGAGCUCAAAGCCGCCGAGGCGGAGGUGGAGCUGAGCGUGAGGCGACUUCGGACAUGGGGAGCCCGGGCCCAGGCCCAAGGCCACUCCCUGCAGGUAGCAGGGCUCAAAGGCCCUGUGCUCCGCCUGCGGGAGCCCCUGGGCGUGCUGGCCAUUGUGUGUCCGGAUGAGUGGCCCCUGCUUGCCUUCGUGUCCCUGCUGGCCCCCGCCCUGGUCCACGGCAACGCUGUGGUCAUGGUGCCCAGUGGAGCCUGCCCCCUGCUGGCCCUAGACGUCUGCCAGGAUGUGGCCACCCUAUUCCCAGCGGGCCUGGUGAACGUGGUGACGGGAGACCGGGACCACCUGACCCGCUGCCUAGCCUUGCACCAGGAUGUCCAGGCGCUGUGGUACUUUGGAUCUGCCCAGGGCUCCCAGUUUGUGGAGUGGGCCUCAGCAGGAAACCUCAAACCAGUGUGGGGGAACAGAGACUGCCAGCGCGCCUGGAAUCAGGAGGCCGAGGGGGCAGGCCCAGAGCUGGGGCUGCGAGCGGCACGGACCAAGGCCCUGUGGCUGCCGAUGGGGGACUGAUGCCUGAGCACCAUCCGCUCCACCUUGGACAGAGGGGAGAUGGACCCCAACAGACACCAGAAGCCUGGAACAUUCCCUUAGGCUUCCCGUGCGUUCCAAUAAACUCUCUGACCAACC
Carlito syrichta (Philippine tarsier) is the source of this 2686-nucleotide messenger RNA. It is a transcript of the gene ALDH16A1, whose product is annotated as aldehyde dehydrogenase 16 family member A1. Lineage: Eukaryota; Metazoa; Chordata; Mammalia; Primates; Tarsiidae. Bases 161 to 2569 code for a protein of 802 amino acids. The transcript is spliced from 17 exons. Gene Ontology annotation, molecular function: oxidoreductase activity, acting on the aldehyde or oxo group of donors, NAD or NADP as acceptor. The record is from RefSeq and is a predicted model, not a curated record.